GUGUCCAGUGUGGUGCUGCAUGCAGUGAGCUAGCACAGAUCGUGCGGGUCUGACGGUGCGCUGGCAUUGGUACCUGCCUCCUUGGUAAGAUUGAGUUGAAAUCCCCUGGCACAUUUCUAGUUCCACCAUUGGAGAAGAAUCCAUUAAAAGAGCCAGUAAAUCUUGUGGAAAAUGGCCUUCAGCGAUCUCACAUCAAGGACUGUGCGUCUUUACGAUAAUUGGCUCAAAGAUGCUGAUCCAAGAGUUGAAGAUUGGCUCCUCAUGUCCUCGCCUUUGCCACAAACCAUCAUCCUGGGACUUUAUGUCUAUUUUGUCACGUCUCUGGGACCAAAGCUCAUGGAGAAUCGAAAGCCCUUUGAACUCAAGAAAAUGAUGAUAACAUACAAUUUUUUCUUAGUGCUCUUUUCUGUGUAUAUGUGUUAUGAGUUUGUGAUGUCUGGCUGGGGUACAGGUUACUCACUUCGAUGUGAAAUUGUUGACUAUUCGCAGUCACCCACAGCUUUGAGGAUGGCACGCACCUGCUGGCUUUAUUACUUCUCCAAGUUUAUUGAGCUAUUAGAUACUAUCUUUUUUGUUCUGCGUAAGAAAAAUAGCCAAGUGACUUUCCUUCAUGUCUUCCAUCAUACCAUUAUGCCAUGGACCUGGUGGUUCGGAGUAAAGUUUGCCGCAGGUGGUUUGGGAACAUUCCAUGCCUUUGUAAACACAGUUGUACAUGUGGUCAUGUAUUUCUACUAUGGACUGAGUGCACUGGGACCAGCCUACCAGAAGUAUGUGUGGUGGAAAAAAUACUUGACAUCAUUACAGCUUGUCCAGUUUGUCAUUGUCACCAUCCAUAUAGGCCAGUUCUUUUUCAUGGAGGAUUGCAAGUACCAGUUUCCGGUGUUUCUGUAUGUCAUUAUGAGUUACGGGUGCAUCUUUCUGCUGCUCUUUCUUCAUUUUUGGUACCGUGCUUACACCAAGGGUCAGAGGCUGCCUAAAACUGUGAAAAACGGAAGUUACAAAAACAAACAGCACUGAAAUAGCAAGCACACCAGGAGACUAUGACUGAGCCUGAAAUCUUGACUUCCGUGACAAUCAAGAGAUAUUUACCUAUGCAGUGCAUUUUGUAUCUUUUUCAAAACCAAGAGCUUGUAUUUUUAUGAUAAGUUAUUGGGAUUUCUGAUAUAUGAGAGCUCAAAGCUCCCAAACCGUCUUCUGAUAACUAGAGCCUAAAGCAACUGGGAGUUUUUCAGCAACUUUUAAGCCUAAUCUAAAGGUUUUGUUUAAUACAAUUUGUCAAAAUGAAAGGAGGACGUGAAGUGAUAUAGUAGUUGUCAAAGAAGUCCAGAAUAGAUGAAAAAUAUCGUUUGAUAUUUGGAACACGGGCAGAGACCCAUGCGAUAUGGUAGCUUCCUUCUGCCAGGGCUAGAAACCUCAGGCUGUGGGCUCUGGCUUUGUCCCUCCUUGAUUAUAUUUACUCGGGAGUCCAGCCCCCGUUCCAAAGAGCUAACACAGGUAACCAUUAAGUGAAGUUUUGAUAAGUUAUCAUUUAAAAAUCACUAAUGAUAACGUGUAAUGGAUCUUUUGAGACUGUGCCACCAGUUUUGCUGAUAAGACUCCCUCACCACCCUGUUGCUGUAUGGACUGUUUCAAAAUAACAAUGCUUUUGGUUAGUACACUGAUGCACUUGACACUAAGGUGAAGUUCAUACUGUUCUGGAAACAAGGUGAUUUGUUUUGCUGGGUUAAUGAAUACUUUGCUAUUACUAUUUUACAUUUAACUCUGGAUAUCUCUGGAAAGAGGUGUGUUCAUCAAUGAAAAAACUGUAAUUCAGUGGGGGAAAUCUGCUGUGUCUUAGGAUACCACUUUCUCAUGUUGUCAUGGUUUAAAGGAUUAUCUUGGCUAAAUAUAUAAGUUAGAUACGUCAAUGCUCAUAUCAUUGGCAUGCUGCAGGUACCCGUAAACCAUAAAUCAUUUAGCCUGUUCAUUAUACACAGUUUCCAGAUGGGGUUAGGGUGGCUGGUGAAGCAGCUGGCAGCAAACUGUGGCACAGAGUGCUGAAGGGGAGAUUGGUGUUAUAAAUGAGGGCUUUCUCCUUUGACACAGAGAGAGCCAGAUAAGCCACAUAAUAAUUGGAUUAAAUAUAGCUAGUGUUGUAGAUAAAUAUGCAUGGAAAAAUAUUUUUCAGAUUUCUGAAUUAACAGCCUGGGUUUCUUUUUUUCAAACAUAUAAAUCAUACAGAGAAGGGCUGAAAUUCAUUUGACAUAGGUUUAGUUUCUUUAAAAAUUACUCCUUUCGAAAAUCCCCUUGUUCUUAUGUUUUCUUAUUGGAGAACCACAACUAUUGGUCAAUAGAGUUUUGUCUGAGAAAUAAAAUGAUUUGGAUAUGUGUGGAGUUUUUUGUUUUUGCUUGUUCUUCCUUGUUCUAUUUGUGCUCAGUUUCGAAGGACUGUUUGUGUUUGUAGGACUGUGAACAAGGAGUCCUCACAGCCCCGGUUACUGUGUGGCACUCCGUGUUGCUUCCACAACUAUGCCUGAGCCGUCACUGACUGUGAACCCCAGGGUCCAGGUCUCCCUCUAGUCCACUGCUGUACCCACGGCCUUACCAGGUCCGUAAGGUAAUUUGCCAUGAAGUGACCUUUAGCGAUUGUAUUUCUUACAGUAUGAGAAGAUGAGGGUUGAUAAAUGGGAAGAAUUUCCUACAUUUUAAAAAAAAGGAUAAAGAGAAAGCGAAGAGCUAAAUGGAGCAGCUGCUGUAAUUAAUCUCACUGUGAAGGUCUCAGGGUUCCUUGGGUGUGUACUUGUUCGGGCUUUUCACAUCCAACCUGUGCUAAAACGAGGAGGUGUGUCAGAUGCUGUGAAACACCAAUAUUUUCCAGAGAUUCAAAUAGGUUAAAGACCAAACGAAAGCAGAACUAAAAGAAGAAAAACAAGGAACAUUUGGCUUAUUUUCUUACACACUUUCCAACCUCCCCUAAUCUCCUAGUAGUCUUUAAAAUGUUUGACUUACUGUGAACCAACAGCAGCAGUAAUGAAACGACAUUCUCAAGUCUAUGGAUCGAAAUGGAGAGUAGAAUAUCCCAUGAGGAGCCAUCGCAGUUGGCAGACGUACCCUCCACGUAAAUAUCAGAAGGCCAACGUGAAUGUCAUUGAACAUAGAAUUUCUACGGGAAAUGUUUUGUUCAAGGGGUUCUAUGUGUUCACGGGGAGUUUCUGUUGGGUUUCUUCCCACUUUUCGGGACUGCAUUGCCUUUGGGUUUACUUACCUAACAAGCCCAACUUUCAAUUGUAAAAUCAAGUCUAUUGCCGAAGACUCUGUGAAUCCUUGAGAACCUGUAUCUGUACUGUAAAUAAAUACAAAUUUUUAAAUAGCUGUGGAGCAUUGCCACUGUACAGUCUUAUACUUAAGUAGACUUCUUGAUUGAGUAUAUUGUAUUGUUAUAUAAAUUAUAAAAUUAUGAAGUUAUGUGCCCUCAAUUAACCCUUACUUCUGUUAACUUUUUGAAGACAUGGGAAACUAUGUAUGUUGUCAAAGUUUGAGUUUGUUUUUCUC
Molecule: messenger RNA, 3531 nt
Organism: Lepus europaeus (European hare)
Lineage: Eukaryota; Metazoa; Chordata; Mammalia; Lagomorpha; Leporidae
Gene: ELOVL7
Product: ELOVL fatty acid elongase 7
Exons: 9
Coding region: 172-1017 (281 amino acids)
Biological process (GO): sphingolipid biosynthetic process; very long-chain fatty acid biosynthetic process; fatty acid elongation, polyunsaturated fatty acid
Cellular component (GO): endoplasmic reticulum membrane; endoplasmic reticulum
Molecular function (GO): fatty acid elongase activity
Source: RefSeq, a predicted model, not a curated record